GACGUUGAGCAUAAGAGUUUCAUGUAUGCAGGAGCAUUAGUAACAGGAGGGGUCCUUUCACGGGUUCAAAACGUUGGAAAAUCUGCUGACAACGUCAAAAAACACUUGUGCAAAAGAACGGAAUAGGCGACGAGCCUCGAUCUACAGUAGUCGAGGGCGGAAUGCCUUGAAUCAAAAAAAACAAGAAUACGGAUCAGAGAAGUUUCAGUUUUUGACUAACACUUGAAGCGUCUGUUGUGGGUGGACCAGAAAGAGGAAACUAUUCUUCAAUCUUCAAACCGCAGAUCAUCAUGUACAGGCGUAUCACAUCGAGAUCGCUUUUCUUCUGGCAAGAAAUUCGAGAAAUAAGACCGAGUGCGUUGGGGAGUGGAAUGCCACAAAUUUUGUUCAACUCUUCCCAAAGCGGAAACGUUCCAGCCAAUAUCAAGGAACACAGCGACGCCCAGAAGGUCCAACCCACCGAUGGCAGCCGCGAAAGGUCAGGCCAACAAACCUCCCAACAUUUCUCGUCCGGAUUCAUGAACGAUCAGCAAUCGCGAUUCUCGUCGGACCAAGGGAUCAAGUCUGAUAUGAAUGUGGAUGAGCCGGCCAAUUUAACUUGUCAAGACAUGGGUGGGAAUGCGCAAUUGGAUUCGGUUCUGCAGACCAAUGUUCCCGAGCCCUAUUCGCCCGAAGAUGAGGGUAAUCUGAAGGAGGGCAUACCGGGUGGACUAUCAGAUUGCCCCAGUACUCGAGACAAACGCUGGACUAUGGAGGAUCGGAUUGACAACUCUCAUACCAUGGGAAAAUAAAAGAUUUGCAACUUGCGGGGGCAAUAAUAAAAUGUUUUGGCUUGCUUUAAUAUCGACGAGAAAACAUCCUAAUUUUACAAAUCCUAACUUAACGAGAAAAAUACAAGGGAUCUUAUCUGGUUGCAGUUGCUGCUGUUGAAGAAUAUGCUUUAAAUUGAUGUUUGAUUUUAGGAAAGGGGAGGGGCGGGAUCUCCCUUUUUUAUCCAAAUAUCAGAGAAUAGUGAAGCAUAUUUACAAUAUAGAAAUGUUCAACAUAGAUAUGAAUUCAAAAACAAAUCUUGGCUGGCCAAGGCAAUAGGGUGUUG
Molecule: messenger RNA, 1096 nt
Organism: Tigriopus californicus
Lineage: Eukaryota; Metazoa; Arthropoda; Copepoda; Harpacticoida; Harpacticidae
Exons: 4
Coding region: 291-791 (166 amino acids)
Source: RefSeq, a predicted model, not a curated record